Cheilinus undulatus (humphead wrasse) is the source of this 3343-nucleotide messenger RNA. Its product is annotated as retinoic acid receptor alpha-B-like. Lineage: Eukaryota; Metazoa; Chordata; Actinopteri; Labriformes; Labridae. Bases 540 to 2015 code for a protein of 491 amino acids. Gene Ontology annotation, molecular function: nuclear glucocorticoid receptor binding; RNA polymerase II cis-regulatory region sequence-specific DNA binding; zinc ion binding. The transcript is spliced from 10 exons. Gene Ontology annotation, cellular component: nucleus; transcription regulator complex. The record is from RefSeq and is a predicted model, not a curated record. Gene Ontology annotation, biological process: retinoic acid receptor signaling pathway; regulation of transcription by RNA polymerase II; cellular response to corticotropin-releasing hormone stimulus.
AGAGAGAGGCCGUCGGGUACAGAUCAGAGGUUACCACAGGACACUGCUGCUCCACUGCUGGACUCAACAACAAGAAACAAGCCGCGUUCAGACCCCGACUAACCCGGGAUAUCUCCACAUCCACCAGCCUUACCCGCGGAUAUCCACCUCCUCUGGACCAAAUCCAUCUGUGACAGCGUCUGUCAGCGGUUUUAUUUCUGCCCUUUUGUCGUCUCUGUGAUCCGGAGCGCGUUCCUCUCCGCGGACUGGACCCUACUACUCCACUACAUUCAUUCCAGCAUGCGUGGAUUUAAGGACGAGCAGUACCAGCUGUGACGCCACGCAGGAGAUAGUUCGCUUCCUUGCAGCUCGGAUUAAACAGCGAUAUCACAAUUACAUAAUGGUAUUUUAAGUUGGUGCUAAAAUGCAGCGAGGAACUGCUUCCAUGUGCGACGAAGGGCUCGAAUAAAGCAGAGAGUCGGACGUCAAGGUCGCUAAACUCUUAACAACACAAGUCUGUGGUGGACAAAGAGAUCAAACGCCUCUCCCUCCUCUCGGGGAUGUACGAAAGCGUGGAUGUGGUGGGUUUCAGCCCCAGCCCCAGCAGCCCCAGUCCCGGCGGCUCUUUCCUGAGCAUGGACUACUACCACAGACCCCCAGGGCUCGGCUCAGAGAAGGGACUCCUGCCCGGGGCAGGAGGACUCCAGCGACCGUUCGGAGGGUCCCUCGUCACCGGUAGACACUGGAGUGGAUCGAGCCACUCUAUAGAGACAGAGAGCACCAGCUCAGGAGAAGACCUGCUUGUCCCCAGCCCCCCCUCACCUCCACCUCCACCCCGAGUGUACAAACCGUGCUUCGUAUGUCAGGACAAAUCCUCAGGAUACCACUAUGGAGUCAGCGCCUGUGAGGGCUGCAAGGGUUUCUUUAGGAGAAGCAUCCAGAAGAACAUGGUCUACACAUGCCACAGAGACAAAGUCUGCGUCAUAAACAAGGUGACAAGGAACCGCUGUCAGUCCUGUCGGCUGCAGAAAUGCCUGGAUGUCGGCAUGUCCAAAGAGUUGGUGAGAAACGACAGAACAAAGAAGAAGAAGGAAGAGAAGAGGCAGGGCGAGGCAGAGAUCUACGUCCUGUCUGCGGACACAGAGGAGAUGAUUGAACGAGUCCGAAGAGCUCAUCAGGACACGUUUCCCUCCCUGUGUCAGCUGGGAAAAUACACAACGAGUAACAGCUCGGAGCACCGCGUCCCUCUGGAUGUGAGUCUGUGGGACAAGUUCAGCGAGCUGUCCACUAAGUGCAUCAUAAAAACGGUGGAGUUUGCCAAGCAGCUGCCCGGUUUCACCACGUUAACCAUCGCUGAUCAGAUCACGCUGCUCAAAGCGGCCUGUCUCGACAUUCUGAUUCUCAGGAUUUGCACUCGCUACACUCCAGAUCAGGACACUAUGACCUUCUCUGAUGGCCUGACUCUGAACCGCACUCAGAUGCACAACGCUGGGUUCGGACCUCUCACGGAUCUCGUGUUCUCAUUCGCCAACCAGCUGCUUCCUCUGGAGAUGGACGACGCUGAGACAGGGUUACUCAGCGCCAUCUGUCUGCUCUGUGGAGACCGACAGGAUCUGGAGGAGUCGGACAAGGUUGAAUUUCUUCAGGAGCCGAUUGUUGAAGCCUUAAAGAUCUAUGUGAGGAGGAGGAGGCCAGAGAAACCCUGCAUGUUCCCAAAGAUACUGAUGAAGAUCACUGACCUCAGGAGCAUCAGUGUGAAGGGAGCAGAGCGAGUGAUCACACUGAAGAUGGAGAUCCCCGGCUCCAUGCCGCCGCUCAUCCAGGAGAUGCUGGAGAACUCCGAGGGCUUGGAGGGGCACGGAGCUGCAGGAGGGAAAGGAGGGAAAGAAGGGGGAGGAAAGAGUCGAGGAGGAGACGGAGAAGAGGAUGAAACAGAUCUCAGGAUUAGUGAUCCACCUUUAUCACCAAAAUCAGUCCCCUCACCGAGCCUGAGCCCCGGUUCCUGCUCCCCUUCAUCUGCCUCUGACUCCACCUGAAGCUCCAACAUCUGCAUGUUUUCUACUCACAGUGCCACCCUGUGGUCCUGCAAGGAAACUGCAGACAUUGUAGAGAGAAAAACUGCACCAAUAAGAGACAAUAUGACUUUAUUUACACAAGGAUGAAUGAAGCAAAUAACCAUGCUGUGAGACUGACUACUGCUCAGACAUCAUGGUGUUAAACUUUUAAGGAAACAACACAAGAUCACGUUUUUAAUGCCCAAGAGCCUCAUUAUGUGCGGCAUGUGUGGAUCUAAAGAUGUUUAUGUUGGAACUCCAGACAAUGACACAGCAGGAGAUUUGUCCUUUACUACUGAAGAUACUCUAGUUUUGGAGAGGUGGAGCGUGCACGAGGAGAGGAGGGUGGAUUGUUUCUGCUUUAAUAUCUUUGCAUCUAAAAGCCGCAAUACAAACUCAAGAAAGGAACUAAAAGAAAGGAAAGCAGUAAAACUCUAUGCAAUGUGAGCAGCAGCAGAUAAUGGCCCUGGAUAAUUCACCUACUGUGUUAAAAACUCAGCUCGUCUGGACAAUAAGUGGACUUCUUAUAGGGACUGGCACAUUAAUUUCUGUUAAACAGAUAAAGAGAACUUGUUCAUAACAUGCAGCAUCACCGGGUCAUUUUUAAGAGUGCAUGUGUGAAAUGGGUGCAGGAUGCUUCAGUGAGAAGGAUUCCUCUUAAAGCAAGCAUUUCUUUCUGCAUAAAAGUCCAUGUACAGAAUGCAGAGUCAUUACGUGUAAAUUAUUGUAAAUAUAAAGGAGGUUGUGAGAGGUUUCAGACUCAGACGGGCUGAUAACAGAAGAUAUUUUCCUAAUGUGUAUAUUCUAUAUUUCACCAGUUCAACUGUGAAGAUCUCUGGUUUCUUCUUUGGUCUCUAGCUCGAGGUAAAUGUAUGUCCACGUGUUCCUAUGCACCUUCAUCUUUACGAAAAGGCUGUAUUUGGUUUGUUUUAGAUGCAACUUCAACAAACUGUGAAACCUUUUCUUUAAAGUGAUAAAAUGUUAGCCUGUUGGUGAACACUUUCAACCAAAGCAAGAUAAAAACACUUUCUCCACCCGGUGAUGUCCACAUGUAGAUUAUGUCACGGUUCUAUCUAUGGAGAUGUUAGAUGCUGCCAAAAUGUGUCUCAAAAUGUUCAAACUGACUUCAGUUUUUAUAGGAAGCACCGUUUAAUGUCAAAGUGUGUUUACACGAUCACUGCCUCACUACAGCGUUCUCUGUCAGGUACCAAUCAUUCUCACUGUUGUCCUUUUUAAUGUACAGAGGGUUAAACCCCAUAAAAAUAAAACACAGGGAGUUUAAUAAAGAAGUAUGAUUCUGUCUAUACUCA